AUGAAUGAUGAAACGUCUAAAACACCGUACAAUUCGUCUGCUUUGCUGAACACGGUGAGUGUCUCCUCAACUUCGGAAUCAGAAGAUCUGGUUCAGAAAAAUGGGAAGCAAGAACCGAAGACGUUCGGCGGAAGAUCGACUAUAAGCCGAACAACGAUCAGUACGUGAACCUGCCAUCGCCGGGAAAAGAACAGCAGCUGGUCGACGAAGUAACUGCCAAGCUGCAGAAAAUUUCGGUGGCGGAGGAGAAGCCUCGUGAAGAGACAUCGAAGGAAAAGCGGAAGAAGAAGAAGAAGAUGACCGACGAGCCGGUGGCGGCGUAUGAGGUGCUCGGCCCACCGACGGAGGAAUCCACCCGAACUUCGGAGUAUUUCCUGGCGCAGUCAUCCGAUAACACUCUUCAGUGAGUCUAGUAUCUUUCGUUAUUUUCCCUGAUUCUACAUUCAGAGUCGACAAUGCUUGCGGCACCUACAUUGGAGUUCAAAGUGCUUCAGACGCCGAAGGACAAGCGAGUCGUCGCGGAGAAUUCUCGCUGUAUCAUUUGUUCGAACCGCAUCGCUGUCUGAACAAUCUGUCUUCUGGCCUCCCAUUGAUUCUUGUCUACUUCACGACCACGAAGAAGCAUCGUCAUUACCCGAUUCGCAUGACCGGAGACGGCGCCGGAGGAAAACAGUUUUUCGUCGAUUGUGCUUAUCCGAACGUUCGAAAACAUGUCUCACUCGGACAACUCGUUAAAUAUUACAAGGUAAACGGAUGUAGAAUGUUUCUCCUAGAAAUAUGUUUCCGAUUCAGACAUUCGGAUCACUGGCGAUCAAUCCCGAUGAUACCUACGCCGACGAGUUCUCCUGGUGGCUGGAGUAG
This is a messenger RNA of Caenorhabditis sp. 36 PRJEB53466, 861 nucleotides long. NCBI's taxonomy places the organism in Eukaryota, Metazoa, Nematoda, Chromadorea, Rhabditida, Rhabditidae. The record is from the annotation of a GenBank genome assembly.